Messenger RNA from Aspergillus affinis, 1167 nucleotides. It is a transcript of the gene egl2, whose product is annotated as putative endoglucanase. The record is from RefSeq and is a predicted model, not a curated record. Gene Ontology annotation, cellular component: extracellular region. The coding region runs from base 1 to 1167 and encodes 388 amino acids. NCBI's taxonomy places the organism in Eukaryota, Fungi, Ascomycota, Eurotiomycetes, Eurotiales, Aspergillaceae. Gene Ontology annotation, biological process: glucan catabolic process. The transcript is spliced from 5 exons. Gene Ontology annotation, molecular function: hydrolase activity, hydrolyzing O-glycosyl compounds; cellulose binding.
AUGAAGCUCAUUUCCCUUCUCUCGCUCCUCCCUCUCGUCUUCGCGGCGCCGAAUAAACGCGCCUCCGGAUUCGUCUCUGGCGCAGAAUUCGGCCAGAACAAUAUCCCCGGCGUUCUGGGAACCGAUUACAUCUGGCCGGAUCUGUCGACCAUCCGCACGCUGCACGAUGCGGGCAUGAACAUCUUCCGCGUUGCUUUCAUGAUGGAGAGGUUGAUUCCGGGACAGUUGACUGGAACUCCGGAUGCAAAGUAUCUGAGUGAUUUGAAAGCCACAGUCAAAGGAAUCACAGACUUAGGUGACUAUGCGAUUAUCGAUCCGCAUAACUUCGGACGAUACUACGGCAACGUCAUCUCCUCGACCUCCGACUUCGCUGCCUUCUGGACAACUGUGGCCAAGGAAUUCGUCAACAACGACAAAGUCAUCUUCGACACCAACAACGAAUACCACACCAUGGACCAAACGCUCGUCCUAAACCUCAACCAAGCCGCCAUCGACGCCAUCCGCGCCACCGGCGCAAAAAGCCAAUAUAUAAUGGUGGAAGGCAACUCCUGGUCCGGCGCAUGGACCUGGGUCAACGUAAACGACAAUCUGAAGGCGCUGACAGACCCCAACGACAAAAUCGUAUACCAGAUGCACCAGUACCUCGACUCGGAUGGAUCGGGAACGUCCGAGUCGUGCGUCAGCUCCACGAUCGGGCAAGAGCGAGUCGCGGCCGCCACGGCCUGGCUAAAAGCCAACGGCAAGAAGGCGUUCCUGGGGGAAUUCGCAGGCGGCGCGAAUAGCGUCUGUCAGACCGCCGUGCAGGGCAUGUUAAACUAUAUGAGUCAGAACACGGACGUGUGGUUGGGCGCGUCGUGGUGGGCCGCUGGGCCGUGGUGGGGUAACUAUAUCUUCAACAUGGAGCCGAGUAGUGGGACGGGGUAUACGAAUUAUUUGAGCCUGUUGAAGCCGUUCUUUGUGGGUGGUACUGGGGGUACGACGACAUCGGCGACCAGGACCACCACUAGCGCCACCACUACCAGAACAAGCACCGCGACGACUGCGACUUCGACGGCCGUGGCGCAGCGGUAUGAGCAGUGUGGAGGGAACAAUUGGACCGGGCCGACGGUCUGUGCGAGCCCGUAUAGCUGUCAGAAGGUGAACGAUUGGUACUCGCAGUGCGUGUAG